AUGAAGGAAGAGGGUGAAAUAUCACUAUUCAGCUUUUUAGACUGUUUGGUUUCAAGGUGGACAACCAAAAUAAAUAGUCACAAAUUGAAUCUGAAAAGACUUAGGAGGCAACUUAGGAUUCAGUCAUUUGAUUUGGCUUUUAUAUUUCAGAAGGGGCCCCACAAAUAUUCUCAUGGAACUGUCGUUCAUCCACGGAGCAGUCUUUGUGAGAGAAUCUCCGAAAUUUUGGUAGCAGACUUAAGGAACUCUGGGAAGGACAAAAGCGCUCGGCGACUUGCUGUUUUAGUCAGCAACCUUCCUAAGAAUACGGAAUGCACUAAUAACCUGCUGUUUCUGUUCCUUGUGGCUACCUCUGCACCAGAGAGUUCAAGCGACUUUGAGGCAUAUGAGCAGUACCAGGUUCCCCUGAAUCCUAGCUCUUCAAUUUCCUACAGUAAUCCUACUGGUGCAUUGCGACAUCUCAGCGUAUUUUCUUCUGUGCAACCACGGGCUUCGUCUACUGCUUCAGCAAGUGCUUAUAAGUUCAUAUCCGGGAAUUCUGUAUUCACCAGACAGUGUGAUCAUCCUUCCCGGGGCAACUUAUGCAGUAUCACUCCUGGAAUUAUCUCAGGUUGCAUUCAAACGAGCGAUAAUCUUAGGUCUUCACAGUGUGCAACAGCUUCUUGUGAAGAAGCAAAUUUUACUCGUCCCUCGCCCAGGAUGAUAGAUGAGGAAGAUGAAGGUUAUUGCGAGUUAAGUUUUAGAGCAGAUAACCGCCUAUUGAAUUGCGAAGAUAUUGAGAAUAUUGUAUUGCGUCUUUUUUCUCAACACUCCCCAGCUAUUGGUCAACUUUUGGUCAAUGAAAUAUUUUUUCCAUCUUUCGAAACCCAUCGCAGUUGGGUUCCAGGUGAUGAAACCUUGUUAGCUAACAAGGAUCUGAAGACUAUUUUGCCGCUAAUUUCCUCAAAUUCUGUCCAACGUUUUUCUUGGGAAUGUAGAGGCCUCGGACGUUUUAACAAAGAAAUGCCUUAUUUGAGUGAAGUUGGUUCGAUUUCUGUGGAAGCUGUAUUGGCACUUAGAAAAGAAAGGUUUGGUUUCCUGUCAGGUAGUGGCGAAGACACCGAAAAAAGAGAAGAUACUUUAUCAGACGACUUGCAGUUCCAUAGCACUGCACUCAAAUCAGUUCCUACCAAGGACAACAGCUUUAUUCGUGAUCUUUUAUUGAUGAGAAUUGGCAUUCAGUCUGAAAGGUUUCAGUACUUUUCUGACUCCAGAUGGACAUCUGUUCAGAAUGAAAAUCGGACACAUCCUUCUUCUCACCCGUUAACCGGUUUCUUCAUGUGGGUACCAAACAACCAAGAUUCUGUUGUAUUGGGUGUUUCAUCUCAGUGUUUAUCAAACUUCUUGAGUAGUCACCUUAAGGCUGGAACUCAGUAUAGGAAACUGUGUUGGUUCGCUUACCACGUUAUCUCACUCAUCCCGACACCUACAACAACUGAUGGUCCUAUCUGGCGGGGACAAAUUUGGACAUGUUUUGUUCAGGGACUGAAAACUUGGUUGAGUACUUACGAAAACUCAAUUCACACUUUUCUGUCGGAGCUCUCCGGUAAUCAUAACUAUGGACUUCUUCGUACCGCAGGCGUUUUACGCCGCCUUUCAAAGCAGAUACAGUAUGUCGCAGAUCUGUGUAUGCUUAAUUACAAACAGCCAGAUGGUUCAACUUAUCCUCUACUGAAACUCUCUGGAGUAGAGUUGUUAGCUUAUUUAUUGUCGAAAGCGGAUUGUUCUAUGUGCCAUUAUUCUGAGAGAAUAGUAAGAUUUCUAUUUAAAGAGGCUGCUCAACCGCUGAUCAAAUUUCUUGAAAUGUUUGCCUUAGACGGGAUUUAUGAUGAUGUAGGUAAUGAGUUCAAUCUCAUUGUCUCGAAUGAACAUUUACUCAAACGGGAUAGCACAUUCUGGAGUAAAAGCUUCCGUUUUUCAACCUACGGUAAAAUAUUGGACAUUGAUAUUGAUGGUGAAAAUGUGUUACGCGUCCCCUUGGGUCAAUUAUUACCGAAGGGAUUCGAAGAAGAAAUCCUCUGCUGUGCGAAGUCUGUACUUUUAUUAAAAGCAUUUUGCCCCAAGCAUUUUAUAUUUCAAACUCGAUCGAGAUUCCCAACACUCUGCCUCUUAGAGACUAUCGAAGAGAUGUCUAGCUAUCACGAUGCAUUCCAAGAAUAUCAGAAAUUAUUAAAUGAUACAACUAUUAAACAUGUAGCUACAAGAGAACAAAAGGUUGCUCAAAUGAUUGCUGAACGACAGGAAUUCAUCAAGUAUGUAAAUCAGAUUCAAUCAGCGAGAUUGGCUGCUAUUGAAGCGAAGCGAGUCGAACAAUUGAAAGCUCGUCUGGCCAAACAAAAUGCUGAACUAUCUGAAUUGAAGUUAGCCGCUGAAACUGCAGCAAAACAACGUCGGGAAGCAAUUGAAGCUGAAAAGAAGGCUGAUCAAUUGUUAUUGGAAUCGAUUUCUGUAUCCAAUAAGUAUAAGGAGGUAGUGAUAAAUGAAGCCAAGGCUGAAUUAGAAUCAUUUUAUGCUAAUUUAAUUGAAGAAGUUGAUAGACGCCGAAAUAAACUGGAGCAGCACAUUGAAAAUGAUCAGAUUAUUAUCGAAACACUGGAACCGAGUGCCGCAAAAGCACUAGAGUUCAAGGCUAGUCAUAUCGCAACUACGGGAUAUGAAAUAAGUGAACAUUCGACUGACAAGAGCUCAGUUAUAGAAAUGUAUUCAAAUCAAUCUGACCAAUCUAACCAGACAGCUAUUACUUUUUCCACAGAAGAUCAACAAGUAACUGCUGACUGUUCAGCAUCUGAAUUGUAUACUAUGCAAAGUCAAGAGCAUAUACCACUGUUUAUACCGAGUAAUUUGUCAACUAGUGAUCCUCUAACUAUUCUGCGCACUAAAUUUCAUCAACGUAACAAGGGUGCAUAUAGAUUCAAAGAUCAGAUGUCAGAGUUAAUUCAUGGCUCUGGGGACACAUGUUUGAAUCCAGAAUUUAUUAAUCCCCAAGAUGUUAAUGACAACACGAAAGUUGAGGGGAACAAAUCGAAUUUUAUGAAGUCUGUGGAACUUUUCCGGCAACGUAAUAUAUUUGGUCAUUCUUCUGAUUCGACAGUCCAACACAUACUCUAUGGGAAGGGUCUCGGACCAUCCUCUAGGCCAUCAGUUUGGGAGGCAGAGCGUAUAAAAGAAGAUGCAAUCCACUCCGGCGCUGAGCCAGAUGCUGUAACCUUUUAUAAAGAAGUCCUGGAAACUAGUGAAAAUGCUUCUACAGUAAAGCCAUACACCAAGGAAUUUCCAUCACUUGGUUUUAGAUUAGAGUUUCUGUUAGGUCUUAUCAUAUUUGUUUUUUGUCUUUUUACUCAUUAUUGUAGGUCAAAUCCUCAGCAUGUUUCUUCAAUGUUCAUAAAUCGCAGUUUAUCUGAGUCAUCAAAUGAACUUAAACAAUUAUUUGAGAACACAUCUAAUGCUCUAAUGGUUCCCUUGGGUAUACUAAUCAACCGUUCAAUAAUCUGGCCAAUUAGCAUUCAUAUGAAUCAUGUCAAUAGCACUUUGUGCAAUUAUUUCAUAUUUGAUCUUCGUCUAUGCGAUCACUUUCAUUGUUUAUAUGAAACAUUCUUCUUAACUAAUGGAAGUUUUUCUCGACCACUGUUAGAUGAAUUAUUUCGCAAGGCUGCUGGUCCACUUCACGAUCGUGCCAAGAUAUAUGACACACAUUAUCUCCAACAGUUCAUGAAAUCAGUUAUUAUGGAGAUAUCAUCAAAUCAACAACUGUUAGAAUAUAAUAAUCAGGAUUGUGAUAACAAUUCUUAUAAUUUGUAUAUGAAUACUACUGUCAACUUUCCUCUUUUAAAUACAACAAAUUUGAUGAAAAAUCACUUAAAUAUCAUUUCUUCACCAGUAUCAAGACGAGUAUCCACUACUACUACUGCUACUGAUACUUCUAUUAACAAUGAAUAUGAUGCUGAAAUAGGUCAUUCCAAUAAUUCAUCUUCAAAUGAUGAUCCACAUGGUUAUGUCUCUUUUAAUCAUUUACGUUUAAUGUAUAAUUCACCAUGGCCAAUUAAUCUUUGUCUUAAUUCAAAUAUAUUAGACAAAUACAAUUGUAUAUUUCAACGUUUAAUACAAUGUCAGUUUGCUUUAUGGGCAUUGAAUUCAUGUUUUCUACAAUUGAAACAUGAUCGUGAGUAUUUAUUAUGUCAUUUAUUAACAUUAAAAACUAUAUCAUCUAAAUCAUCAUCAAAGUCUUUGACUUCAUCAUCUUUCCUACUACUUGGUAUAUCGGAUCAGUUAUGUAAAACUUUUCACUACAUACAUAUAUGGUUAUAUGAAUUGCAUCAAGUCAUUCAUAAUCUAAAUAUGUACUUCUAUAAUUAUAUUACUAUAUGCUGGAGUAAAUUUAUGAAAUAUCUAGGAUUAUCUAAUACACAGUAUAAUUUUAUGUCUGAUGACAAUCCUUCAAGGAUCGAAAAUUGGAAUAAUAGUGAACAUGUUAACAGUUUGGAUUCAUUAUGUACUGCGCAUGAGAAAUAUUUAAAUGAUAUUAUAUUUGGUUGUUUGUUAGAUCCAUCAGAUAAUGAGUUGGACCAAAUCUUGCAAGGCAUGUUGACAUGUGCACAUCAGUUUCAUCGUGCUUUAUUAACUGGGAGAUGGAUUACGAAACAAUCUCAUAAAUCCGAUGAUGAUGAACAAAUUGAACACACUGAAUGGAGACAGUUACAUUCUGUUCAUUCUAGUUUUCGGAGUUAUAGUCAAUUUCUAAGACGUCGAGUUAACCGUUUACUUACUCAUCACACUACGGUCAGUGGUGGUGAUGUCAAUAGCAUCCGUUCUAAGUUAGUACAGCUAACAUUAAUAUUCGGUUUGAAUGACUUUUACACUUCACAGGAUAAAGAAUUAAGUAAAAUUUGA
Molecule: messenger RNA, 4926 nt
Organism: Heterobilharzia americana
Lineage: Eukaryota; Metazoa; Platyhelminthes; Trematoda; Strigeidida; Schistosomatidae
Source: the annotation of a GenBank genome assembly